GUGGAAGGGAUAGAAACCGAGGCUGAGGCAGCAAUCAAUGCUGCUGCCGUCACCCGGCCGUAGUGCAUCCCUCUGAGCCCACCUGCCGUGGGUGCCUCCUUGAUUCCCGAGGGGCUCUGGGAGCCCUGAGGGGCGAAGCGACAGGGACGCCUCUCUUAAGAGGCGACGUCGCAGCCCCGGAUGCGGCCAGAGGGCGCGGGAAUGGAGCUUGGCGGCUGCGAGGAGGGCUUGCCGGAGGAGAGCAGGAGGGAGCACUGGCAGUUGCUGGGUAAUUUGAAGACUACUGUGGAGGGUUUAGUGUCAGCCAACAGCCCCAAUGUCUGGUCCAAGUAUGGUGGCCUGGAGCGGCUUUGCAGAGACAUGCAGAGCAUCCUCUAUCAUGGGCUCAUCCAUGACCAGGUGUGUUGCCGCCAGACUGAUUACUGGCAGUUUGUGAAAGACAUUCGCUGGCUCAGUCCCCACUCAGCCCUUCAUGUGGAGAAGUUUAUCAACUUGCAUGAGAAUGGCCAGAGCGGCACGGAUGGCGUGAGUGAGCGUGCCGUGGCUGAGCUGUGGCUGCAGCACAGCCUGCAGUGCCACUGCCUCUCAGCCCAGCUCCGACCUCUGCUGGGGGACAGACAGUACAUCAGAAAAUUCUACACAGAUACUGCUUUCCUGCUAAGUGAUGCCCACGUCACAGCCAUGCUCCAGUGCCUGGAAGCAGUGGAACAGAACAACCCUCGCCUGCUGGCUCAGAUCGAUGCUUCUAUGUUUGCCAGAAAGCAUGAGAGCCCACUCCUGGUGACAAAGAGCCACAGCCUGACAGCUCUGCCUGGUUCCGCAUCUACCCCUUCAACCAACAGUGCUCAGCAUUCCUACUUUGGGUCCUUCUCCAGUCUCCACCAAAUCCCCCACCACAACUUAGAAAGAAGAUCUACUUCCUUUUCACUCUCUGGCCCGCCCCGAAAACCUCAAGAAAGCAGAGGGCAUGUCUCAGCAGCAGAGGAUCAAACCGUCCUAGACCCUCUGCUUCCAGUCACUGCAUUAGCCAAGGACUCCCCCUCGACCCCCAAUGAGAUGAGCUCCAGCACUCUGACCAGCCCCUUGGAAGCAUCCUGGGUCAGCAGCCAGAAUGACUCCCCAAGUGAUGCCAGCGAGGGGCCUGAGUACCUGGCCAUUGGCAACCAGGACCCCCGGGGCCGGACCGCCAGCUGUCAGAGUCACAGCAGCAAUACCGAGAGCAGCAGCUCCAACUUGUUCUCCUCCAGCAGCUCUCAGAAGCCAGACUCUGCUGCUUCUUCUCUAGGGGACCAGGAGGGAGGUAGGCAGAGCCAGUUGUCCAGUGUCCUUCGCAGAUCUAGCUUCUCAGAGGGGCAAACGCUCACUGUCACCGGAGGAACAAAGAAGAGCCAUACUCGCUCCCAUUCGGACACCAACAUUGCCUCCAGAGGAGCCCCAGGAGGCCCCAGGAAUAUCACCAUUAUAGUUGAAGAUCCCAUUGCAGAAUCCUGCAGUGAUAAGUCGAAGUUGAGAGGCCCCUUGUCCUACUCUGGUCAAAGCAGUGAAGUCAGCACACCCAGCUCUCUGUACAUGGAGUAUGAGGGCAGUCAGUACCUGUGUUCAGGAGAAGGCAUGUUCCGAAGACCAUCAGAAGGACAGUCCCUUAUCAGCUACCUGUCUGAGCAAGACUUCGGCAGCUGUGCAGACCUGGAAAAGGAGAAUGCCCACUUCAGUAUAUCAGAGUCCUUGAUCGCUGCCAUCGAGCUGAUGAAGUGCAACAUGCUGAGCCAGUGCCUAGAAGAGGAGGAAGGGGAGGAGGACAGUGACAGGGAGAUCCAGGAACUGAAGCAGAAGAUCCGCCUUCGUCGCCAGCAGAUCCGCACCAAGAACCUGCUCCCCGGGUACCAGGAGAUGGAGCAUGGAAGCUUUCGGCUCACUUCCAGCAGCUCCCAGUUCAGUUCACGUGAUUCAGCACAGUUCUCUGACUCUGGCUCUGCCGAUGAUGAGGUUGAUGAAUUUGAAAUCCAAGAUUCUGACAUCAGAAGGAGCACGCCCUCCAACAGCAAAUCCUUCAUUUCCUCUCAGUCCUUCUCCCACUGCUUCCUGCACUCCACGUCUGCUGAGGCAGUGGCCAUGGGGCUCCUGAAGCAGUUUGAGGGGAUGCAGCUCCCCGCCGCCUCGGAGCUGGAGUGGCUCGUUCCAGAGCACGAUGCCCCUCAGAAGCUCCUGCCCAUCCCUGACUCACUGCCCAUCUCCCCAGAUGAUGGGCAGCAUGCUGACAUCUACAAGCUGCGUAUCCGCGUUCGCGGCAACCUGGAGUGGGCGCCACCCCGGCCACAGAUAAUUUUUAAUGUUCAUCCAGCCCCAACGAGGAAAAUUGCCGUGGCCAAGCAGAACUACCGCUGCGCAGGUUGCGGCAUCCGGACUGAUCCUGAUUACAUCAAGCGGCUGCGGUACUGUGAGUACUUGGGCAAGUACUUCUGUCAGUGCUGCCACGAGAAUGCCCAGAUGGUUAUCCCCAGCCGCGUUCUGCGCAAGUGGGAUUUCAGCAAGUACUACGUCAGCAAUUUCUCCAAGGACCUGCUCAUUAAGAUCUGGAACGACCCUCUCUUCAAUGUGCAGGACAUCAACAGUGCCCUCUAUAGGAAGGUCAAGCUGCUCAAUCACGUCCGGCUGCUGCGGAUCCAGCUCUGUCACAUGAAGAACAUGUUCAAGACCUGCCGACUGGCCAAAGAGCUUCUGGAUGCCUUUGACACCGUUCCAGGCCACCUGACGGAGGAUCUCCACCUGUACUCACUGAAUGACCUGACUGCCACCAGGAAGGGGGAGCUGGGGCCCCGGCUUGCUGAGCUCACCAGGGCAGGGGCUGCCCAUGUAGAGCGAUGUGUGCUCUGCCAAGCCAAGGGCUUCAUCUGUGAGUUCUGCCAGAAUGAAGAUGACAUCAUCUUCCCCUUUGAGCUCCACAAGUGCCGGAUCUGUGAAGAGUGUAAAGCAUGCUACCAUAAAACUUGUUUCAAGUCUGGGAGCUGUCCCCGCUGUGAGCGGCUGCAGGCCCGGAGGGAGCUGUUGGCCAAGCAGAGCCUGGAGUCCUACAUGUCUGACUACGAGGAGGAACCCACCGAGGCCUUGGCCCUGGAGGCCACCGACCUGGAAACCACCUGAGAAAGCACGGAAAGCGCUCUUUCUAGGGGCGAGGGUCACAUAUAGUGCAGAACUGAGCCACCCUCCUAAGGACUUUCCCCACUUGGUUUUUUCUUUUUUUUUUUUAACUUAUCAUCAUUAUUAAUUUUUAUGAUCUGUCUAAUGUCCAUGUGUAUUCAAUCUUAUAUAGGUUGGUGGGGUCCAGUCUGUUGUGACAAUUUGCAGGUACCAAGCAUUUCCAUCAGAGCUGACACAUGGGUCCCUAAGUGAAGCUUCCAGUGCCUCUGUUAGGGGAAUGAACAAUGAGACCCAAUUCUUCCGACAUCCAUGGCCUUCUCCACUUGGACCAGAUCUGGUUUCAGCUGCAUCUCAAGAAUCAUUUCCAGUUUUAUUUUGUUUUAAUUCUGGAGCUUCUGAGCCAGGCAUUUCUCAGUGAACUCACUUCUCCUUUGCUGCUGAAACAGGAGGGUGGAGUUUUCUCUCUCCCAGUCCUGGAACAGGGUCAGACCCUGAGGAGAAGCAUCAGAGAAUGGGACUGCGCCAUGGGCAUUCUUAUAUAGGUGCUUCUGAGGCCAUAAAAACAGCGUUACUGCUACCUUGGACUCUUCAGACACGUCGAAGAGGCAGUCAUAACUUUCUUGUAUUUAGGCAUAGAUGAUAUCACCGGCUGACUUUCUUUAUCUACCCUGGGGGACUUGACACAAAGACCAGAACUGAUACUUAGACCAGGACUAUUUCAAGCAUAAGUGAGGCCACAACUCUUGUUUAAGGAGCAUUUGUUUCGUCAGAGGAGCUGUUGGCCUCCUCUUGGGUGAUAAGGUCCCUUUCAGUCAACAUAGCUCUGGUGCAGGUGUGACCUCUCAAGCUCAGACAAGUCCCUGGUGCCAUCUUAAAGUGAGGACAGAAGCCCAUCCAGCAUCUCAUCCAUGAGUCUCUUGCCACUCUGUCCUGUCAGGAGGUCACUGCAGUUCUGAGUAGAAGCCUGGCCCAGCUCCAUGCUCUCCGUUCCCUCCUGCAGUGGGGCUGGGACCCUCCCCAGCGGCUGAGCUCCUAGCUUAGUUUAUUUUGUCAAAGUUGAGAUGAAAGCUUCCUGCUAUUAGUGGUGUUAAAAGACUUGAUAGUUUGUGGCUGUGAGCAUGAAUGUUCCUGUGUUCUUAUGAUAACGAGAACCUUUAUGCCAAUUAUGCACUUAAUUCUUUAGCCUCGUGAUGGUAGUAUAUGCAGUCAUCCUUAUUACUAAUUUUAACACACACCCACACUCUUUUUUAAUGUGUGUUUUGAUGGGAAAAGUUUUUGAAGGGACCGUAUAUAUGUCUGUGGCAUUCUUUAAGUUGCUGUAGCUCCUGACCAGUAUGUAAAGCACUGGUCAGGGUCACAGCUCCAAGGGCUGGCAGCUCUGUGAACUAAAGCCCACAGCAUUUUAGUUCUGGGACUGACUGCUUCCUGGGUGCCUGUCUUCCCAUAGUUGGUUGCUAGUAGGAAAAAACCUGCUGUGGGUGCUGCCCCGGGAAGCUGAACAGAAAGUUGCACGUGGUUGGUGGAAGCUGCUGAGUGUCUGAGUCAGAGGCAACCAGGAGUGUCACUGGAAGUAGUAGGGGCAGUAAAGUAACAGAGCUGAGGCUCCCCCAGGACAGGAGGGAGCGGGAAGAAGCUGACGUCUGGCACUGGUCCCUCUGCCUCAGACUUGGGAUCUGAAGGCCUUGUCAGGCUGGAAGACCCUGAGGCUGUUUUCCCUUCAGUUCACGGCAGGGGCAGAGGAGCUGGGAAAGCCAAAGCCUCCAGCCCAGCCCAGUGUUGAAGGGCAGACUAGAAACUGCCUGGUCCAUCAAGGAGCUUCAGAAUGACGUGAAACUCUAGUCUCGCUGAGAAUUAGGCCUCAGAUUCAGACUAAGGUGUUUGUGAAAAUGAUGAGCUCUACUUCCAGUUCUGGUUUAAAUUGAAAAUCCAGCUCCUUACUCCAAGGCGCUACACUGGAGGAGAGAUGUCCUCUUGUUACUGUCGUGCGUGUUUCAUGUAACAUAGGAUGAAAGGACGGAAGACGCUGACACUUUCUAAAGCCGACCUCAGCAAUCUCAUGUGCUCCUGGGUUUUCACUUUUUUUUCUCCAGCUCCCCAACCCUAUCCCUCUAGGUUGCAUAUCUAUUUUAGUGACCCUGACACCAGAUACCAUUUAUUUAUUUAUUUGAGAGUAGGGGGAGAGAGGAAAGAGGAUGGGGUGUUUUGAAAGCACUUUGCAACUUAUUAGUAUCUGAAAAUCCCCGCUGUUGUGGGGAGAAGCUCCAAAUGCACUGAAGAGAGUUCCUUCUGAGAGAAAUAGGAGGGAAGAUGUGUUCUUUUCUAUAAAUAAAGGGAAAAAAGAGUUUGCUUGCAAGGUGGAGACAAGAUUCAAGACAUAGCAGAAGAGUGGAAGGCAGAUGUUUUCCACUUAAAUGAGGCUGUUAUUAACUCUACCAAGGCUUUAGAGCUUUUGUUGAAUUCACAUAAAAGGAGCAAGAGUCUAAAUAGAUGUUCGUGUGUGUACAACUCGUGUUCCAAACUGAGUUUCUACUUGCUGUAAUUCAUACACAGCCUAACAUUUCAUUGUCAUCUUUAAUAAACUAAGGAGAUGAAA
This is a messenger RNA of Capra hircus (goat), 5731 nucleotides long. It is a transcript of the gene RUBCN, whose product is annotated as RUN and cysteine rich domain containing beclin 1 interacting protein. The transcript is spliced from 21 exons. Gene Ontology annotation, cellular component: early endosome; late endosome. The record is from RefSeq and is a predicted model, not a curated record. Gene Ontology annotation, molecular function: phosphatidylinositol phosphate binding. Gene Ontology annotation, biological process: negative regulation of endocytosis; negative regulation of autophagosome maturation. Bases 181 to 3141 code for a protein of 986 amino acids. Lineage: Eukaryota; Metazoa; Chordata; Mammalia; Artiodactyla; Bovidae.